This is a messenger RNA of Carassius auratus (goldfish), 1902 nucleotides long. Its product is annotated as tetraspanin-7-like. The coding region runs from base 136 to 891 and encodes 251 amino acids. The transcript is spliced from 8 exons. Lineage: Eukaryota; Metazoa; Chordata; Actinopteri; Cypriniformes; Cyprinidae. Gene Ontology annotation, cellular component: plasma membrane. The record is from RefSeq and is a predicted model, not a curated record.
ACUCCACAGCCCCCAUCAUCACCGUUCAGUUCCCAAACAAACUUUACCAACUCACACACACACACACUCCAAUCUGAAACUUUUCCUCCAGCACCCUCCAUCGAAAAGUCGCGUCGCCAGCCAGAAAAGGCAGAAAUGUCCCCUCCAUCCGCACGGCUUCAAACCAAGCCCGUGAUAACGUGUCUGAAGACGUUUCUGAUCUCGUACAGUCUGAUUUUCUGGUUCACAGGAGUGAUCUUGUUGGCUGUUGGAGUAUGGGGAAAGGUUAAUUUGGAGUUUGACCUCCUCCUGACUGCAGACAAGGGCACCAAUGCACCAUAUGUGCUCAUUGGGACCGGAGCCAUCAUCAUCAUCUUCGGGUUGUUCGGUUGCUUUGCUACCUGUCGUGGAAGUCCAUGGAUGCUGAAGCUGUAUGCUAUGUUCCUGAUCCUUGUGUUCUUAGCUGAACUAGUGGCAGGUAUAUCCGGCUUUAUUUUCAGACAUGAGAUAAAAGCAGUGCUCCAAGGUGUCUAUAAUAACGCUGAAUCAGUCUACAGUGGUAAGGGAAACGAAGAUCUGGACAGAAUCCAGAGAACACUGCAGUGCUGUGGAGAGAAGAACUACACCAGCUGGUCAAACACAGAUUACUUCAAAAAAGAGGGCAUUCCCAAAAGCUGCUGCAACAUGACUGCUGGUGGAAACUGCACUUCUGCAGAACUUAAAGAUCUUAACACUGCUGCAUCAGUGGUAUAUCAACGGGGCUGUUUCUCCCUGAUUUCUACAACAUUGGAGGCCAAUCUUGGAAUAAUUGCUGGAAUUUCUUUUGGAAUUGCGUUCUUCCAGCUCAUUGGGAUAUUCCUGGCAUGUUGUCUGUCUCGCUAUAUCACUAACAACCAAUAUGAGAUGGUGUAGUGAUCCACAGGGUAUCAACUGGAGAUCACAGAGAAAUGAAGCUGACAAAAAGGGAAACCAUUUAGUUUCAGUGUUUUGUAUGUGCCUUAGCUAAACCUUUAAUUUUAGAGAAUUUCUGACUGCUUUUUAAAGAAUAUUUCUUGUUCGUAAGUACAUUGAAGGGAAGGAACCGAUUUGCAUUUGUUUAGCCAGAGUUUAAAUAUAACAGCGAUUAGAUAUACAGAAGUUAGAAAGUACGUUUCAGUCGGUGUUAAACUAAGCAGUUAUUCAGUACAUAGUUUACUGCACACCUUUACGUUUGUUUCAUUGGAAUUAACACAUGCUAAAACAUUGCAUCUAGUAAAAAAAAAAAAAAAAAUGUACCAUUUCUUGCAUGCAAUUUAAGUUCAACAUUUGCCCAAAAUGAUAUUUUUGAGUUUUGUUUAUGUCACCAGCCGUUCAUUUUCAAUAACUGGUUUUAAUACAUGUAUGUUCAUUGCAAUUUGGAUUGCUUCUGUGAAAAUGAUGUGGUUAUUUGCCAUUUCUCGACAGUCUUUAUUGAUGUAGCAGCUAUAGUGUUAAUUGUAAGGUUAUUGAAUGUCGUGGUGGUGGGUUUGCUGAAGAGAAAGGUUGUAGUGUCUCCUUAACUGUGUCUUCAAAAUGUGAAAUCUUUUGGCACCCAGGUUGAGCAGGUAACAAUAUUUAACAUGUACAUACAAAGCUACAAAUGUCCCCAUUACACAGGGGUUGAGCUGUAUUUAAAGACAUAUUUGCAUUUGUGAGGCAAAUAAGGUGAUGUAUAAUCCAGAUUACUUUUUAAACUAUAAUUAUUUUCUCUCGUCACUCCUUCAUAAUCAUACCGAUUAGUUUUUGUCAUAAGAUAAACCACUCUCUACGUUUUGUCAGCAUAUGGGUUUACUUUUGGGGCAUGUACACGUUGCAUCUUUACAGCCGGUUCUUUUUUUUGUGCAAAUUGUAAAAUGCAUAGGAACAAUAAACUGUUUUAUGUGAGCAUAGGCUUCAGAUGUAGAA